AUGGUGGAGAACGGCGGAGCUGUCAUUGACCACCGUGGAUUAGUCACCUUGAGCAUAGCGAAAGAAGACACUAAAGAUGCCACACCACCUUUGAUCACUCGUCAAUAUUCCCAAAAGUUACUAGCGGAGUUGUUCGGUACGUACUUCUUGGUAUUUGCAGGUUGUGGUGCGAUCAUGGCGGACGUCGGCAAGAACAAUAUGGCUGGUCAUCCUGGAAUCGCAAUUGUAUGGGGGGCAGCAAGGAUGGUGAUGGUUUACACCAUUGGACAUGUUUCUGGUGCACAUAUUAACCCUGCUGUCACCAUUGCUUUCGCAUCUUGUAGAAGGUUCCCUUGGAAAGAGGUACCGGGAUAUGUGAUUGCUCAAAUCCUUGCAUCAACCCUAGCAAACGAAACCCUACGGUUAAUAUUUAACAUGACACAUGAUCAAUUCGUUGGAAAUGUCCCUCCCGGAUCCGACCUUCAAUCCUUGGUGAUGGAAAUUAUUAUCACAUUCUACCUUAUGUUUGUCAUCACUGCUGUUAUCACAGAUGAUCGGGCUACGGGACAACUAGCUGGGGUCGCCAUUGGAUCAACCGUUCUACUUAACGCCAUAUUUGCAGGACCAAUAUCAGGAGCGUCAAUGAACCCAGCAAGAAGCAUAGGACCAUCACUCGUGUGGAACGAGUACAAAGGAUUAUGGGUCUAUAUUUUGGGACCAAUCGUUGGCGCCAUUGGUGGUGCAUGGGCUUACAACACCAUAAGGUUCAAGCCCAUGAGUGAGAUAAGCAAGGGUGCAUCUCGUCAAUGA
Molecule: messenger RNA, 789 nt
Organism: Helianthus annuus (common sunflower)
Lineage: Eukaryota; Viridiplantae; Streptophyta; Magnoliopsida; Asterales; Asteraceae
Product: aquaporin NIP1-1
Exons: 5
Coding region: 1-789 (262 amino acids)
Biological process (GO): transmembrane transport
Cellular component (GO): membrane
Molecular function (GO): channel activity
Source: RefSeq, a predicted model, not a curated record